Molecule: messenger RNA, 400 nt
Organism: Galeopterus variegatus (Sunda flying lemur)
Lineage: Eukaryota; Metazoa; Chordata; Mammalia; Dermoptera; Cynocephalidae
Product: CCR4-NOT transcription complex subunit 2-like
Exons: 4
Source: RefSeq, a predicted model, not a curated record
UGCUCCCAGCAGCCUCCGCGGUGGAUACGUCGCCAUCUUGGAUCCGCGGGACAAGAAAAUUCAUGCGAGGGAGAACUGGUGGGCGGUCCUUCCUGUGACACGACCCUUGAGUGACAGUUCUAUUUGAUUGCCUCCAGUACUGUGAGGAAAGGACACGACUCUAUGGUGAGGACUGAUGGACAUACAUUAUCUGAGAAAAGAAACUACCAGGUGACAAACAGCAUGUUUGGUGCUUCAAGAAAGAAGUUUGUAGAGGGGGUCGACAGUGACUACCACGAUGAAAACAUGUACUACAGCCAGUCUUCUAUGUUUCCACAUCGGUCAGAAAAAGAUAUGCUGGCAUCACCAUCUACAUCAGGUCAGCUGUCUCAGUUUGGGGCAAGUUUAUACGGGCAACAAA